Molecule: messenger RNA, 5931 nt
Organism: Thamnophis sirtalis
Lineage: Eukaryota; Metazoa; Chordata; Lepidosauria; Squamata; Natricidae
Source: RefSeq, a predicted model, not a curated record
AGCUGAACCACCCCGCGUGCUGAACCACCAGAAGAUCAUAGAUUUUGUUUUUGAAACUGAUUGGUUCCUCAACUGAAAUUGGGCCAGAGAACAAAUCAAUGAAGGAACAUUCUAGAAGUUACACAGUAAAUGAUGUUUCUAUACCUGAAAUUUCAAGCAAUGGCUGUGACAAUCCUGCUUUCCAACUGGAUGAAACUUCUACACAAGAGGGUGGUUUAAAAAAUAAGAAAAUAAAGAACAAUGAAACCUCGAAGAAAGAAAAGCAGAUGGUUGGAUUUUUUGAACUGUUUAGUUUUGCAGAUGCUCUAGAUACUAUUUUAAUAAUUGUGGGAUCCAUCGCAGCUGUUGCAGCAGGAACUGGACAACCAAUUAUCAUCAUUAUCUUUGGCCAGGUGACAAACAGCUUUGUGAAUACUAGUUUAAAUGUGUCUACAGGAAAUGCAGAAAUGAAUAACUCAGCAUGUCCUCAGGCUGCUUCAGAUAUAGAAAAUCAAAUGAAUAAUCAUGCAUACUACUUUGUUGGAGUUGGCUUUGCUGUACUGCUCUGUAGUUUUGUUGAAAUCUGGGCCUUUGUGACUGCUUCUGCAAGACAAACAUCAAGGAUACGGGAUAAAUUCUUUUUUGCUGUUCUUCACCAAGAAAUGGCCUGGUUUGAUACCACACCAAUUGGAACAUUGAAUACGAGACUAACAGAGGAUAUUAACACCGUUCACAAAGGUAUUGGAGACAAGAUUGGUUUAAUAAUCCAAGAAUUUUCAACAUUUCUGAUGGGAGUUAUAAUAGGAUUUGUAUAUGGAUGGAAACUGACCCUGGUGAUAUUGUCUGUUACUCCUCUUAUUGCUGUUUCCGGGGGCAUAUGGUCAUAUAUACUAUCAGUAUUGACUGCAAAGGAGCUGCUGGCUUAUGCCAAGGCAGGGUCUGUGGCAGAAGAAAUUUUGUCAGCUAUCAGGACAGUUAUUGCUUUCAAUGGACAGAAGAAAGCUAUAGCAAGGUAUGAUAAAAACCUAGAAGAGGCUCUGUCUAUUGGAACAAAAAAGACUAUCACCACCAAUUUUUCAACUGGUGUAUCCCAGUUUUUGAUGUAUGGAUGUUAUACCAUCGGCUUCUGGUAUGGAACCAAGCUCACAAUAGAUGAAAGGGAUAAUUAUGAUAUUGGAACAGUAUUAAUUAUUUUCUUUUCUGUGCUUAUGGGUGCAUUUGCCCUUGGACAGGCUUCCCCCAAUUUGGAGAAUGUGGCCAAUGCUCGUGGAGCAGCCUACCAAGUCUUUAAAAUAAUCAAAAAGCCUCGUCCCAUAGAUAGCAGUUCCACUGAUGGAUUCAAGCUGGAUAAACUCAGAGGAGAAAUUGAAUUCAAAAAUAUCUAUUUCAGUUACCCUUCUAGACCAAAUAUUCAGAUUCUUAAAGGUCUGAAUUUAAAAAUACAACCCGGACAAACCAUUGCUCUUGUUGGUUCCAGUGGUUGUGGGAAAAGCACUACUAUUCAACUCUUGCAAAGAUUUUAUGAUCCAUCACAAGGACAGAUUACCAUAGAUGGGCAUGAUGUUCGAACCCUUAACAUCAAAUGGAUGAGGGAAAACAUUGGCAUUGUAAGCCAAGAACCAGUUUUAUUUGCUACCACAAUUGCAGGCAAUAUUCGUUAUGGCAGAGAGGAUAUUACUGAUGCUGAAAUUGAAGAAGCAGCCAAAGAAGCAAAUGCUUAUGACUUCAUAAUGAAGCUUCCUGAUAAAUUUAAUACCAUGGUUGGAGAAAGAGGAGCCCAGCUCAGUGGGGGUCAGAAACAGCGUAUUGCUAUUGCUCGUGCCCUGGCCAGAAACCCCAAGAUCUUGCUGCUGGAUGAGGCCACCUCUGCUUUAGAUAAUCAGAGUGAGUCUAUAGUCCAAGCAGCACUUGAUAAGGCCAGGGCUGGGCGCACCACCAUUGUAAUUGCUCACAGACUCUCUACAAUCAGGACAGCUGAUGUUAUUGCAGGCUUUGAGAAGGGUGUUCUUAUCGAACAAGGGACACAUAGUGAACUCAUGGCACAUAAAGGAGUUUACUAUGCCCUUGUAAUGCAGCAGAAUUACCAGGAAGAAGAACCAGAGAGUGAAACAUCAAAUGAAGAAACAAAAUUUAAGACUGAGGAUGAAAAUAGUGACAUUUCAGAGAAAGAAGAUUUAUAUGAAACAGAAGAUCUAAAUGAUUUGGGGAGUUCUAAUGGUGACCCAGAAGUAGCUAAGUAUGGAAGUUUACGAAGAGUAUCCAACAGACCUUCACUCAGUAGGGCUUCUACUAAAAGAUUUUCUGAAAGAAAAAGGAGAAAAAAACAGAAGAAAGCAAAGAAAGUCCAUGUGAAAGAGACUCUCCCAGAUGUUCCCUACACCAGGAUCCUGGCUCUGAAUAAGCCUGAAUUCUGCUACAUAGCAAUUGGGAUCGUUGCUGCUGCCAUUGGUGGAGGUGUUACUCCUGCCUUUGCAGUUCUGUUUGGUAAAAUUAUUGGGGCUUUCCAAGAACAAGAUGAUGUAAAGAAAAGUCAGAAGACAGUCCUAUAUUCUAUCAUGUUUCUGGUGUUGGGAGUGAUCAGCUUAAUAACUUAUAUAAUCCAGGGAUUCACUUUUGGGAAGUCUGGAGAAGCUCUCACAAUGCGGUUGCGCUCUCUUUCUUUCAAAGCCUUGCUGCAGCAGGAAAUUGGAUGGUUUGAUGAUCACAAUAAUGCUAUUGGAGUUUUGUUAACCAGACUUUCAACAGAUGCUUCCCAAGUUAAAGGAGCUACUGGAAGUCGACUGGCCUUAAUGACCAUGACUUUCUUCACACUCGUGACAGCUCUUAUCAUUGCUUUUGCAAAUGGUUGGCAAUUAACGCUGCUCAUCCUAGCUUGUAUUCCCUUCAUCCUUGUUGCAAAGACUUUUCAAAUGAAAUCGAUGACAGGUCAUGCAGCUCAGGAUCAAAAAGCCCUUGAAGAAGCUGGAAGGAUUUCAACAGAAGUUGUAGAAAAUAUAAGAACUGUUGUGGCAUUAACAAGAGAAGAUAGAUUUUUUGAGAACUACAAAGCAAGCUUAUAUAAACCACACAAGGACAUACUAAAGAAAGCUCCUAUUAAUGGCUUAUCCUAUGCCAUAGGCAUGAGUUUCAACUUUUUUAUAAAUGCUGCUGUCUUCAGUUUUGGAGCAUGGCUUAUUGCCCAUUGUUUUAUGAAUUUUGAACAACUGUUUAUAGUUUUUUCAUCAGUGGUUUUUGCUGCAAUGAAUGCUGCCCAAGUUAAUUCUCUUGCACCUGAUUUUAGCAAGUCAAAGGUUUCUGCCCAAAGAAUAUUUCACCUUUUGGAUCAAAAGCCUGUAAUUGACAGCUAUAGUGAAGAAGGAGAUAAAUUAGAGAAAUUUGAAGGCAACAUUGAAUUUAAAGAUAUCCAUUUUGCAUAUCCAACCAGACCAGAAGUUCAGGUUUUGCAAGGGCUCAAUAUAAAGAUUAACAAGGGCCAGACCCUGGCUCUCGUGGGUAGCAGUGGCUGUGGCAAGAGCACUUCUAUUCAACUUCUAGAGCGAUUCUAUGACCCAGUGUCAGGACAAGUGAUUGCAGAUGGUGUAGAUAUCAAAUCUCUACAUAUACAGUGGCUAAGAUCCAGACUGGGACUUGUACAACAAGAACCUAUUCUGUUUGACUGCAGUAUUGCAGAGAAUAUCCAGUAUGGAGAUAACAGCAGAGUUGUUAGCCAGGAAGAAAUUGAAGAAGCAGCCAAAGCAGCCAAUAUUUACAAUUUUAUAGAAAAUCUUCCAGAGAAAUACAAUACUCGAGUGGGUGAUAAAGGAGCACAGCUUUCAGGAGGACAGAAGCAAAGAAUAGCUAUUGCUCGUGCCCUUGUCCGAAAACCAGCAGUUCUUCUUCUAGACGAGGCCACAUCAGCUCUGGAUACAGAGAGUGAAAAGGUUGUCCAGAAAGCAUUAGAUGAAGCUCGAAAAGGCCGAACCUGCAUUGUUAUUGCUCAUCGAUUGUCAACAAUCCAGAAUUCUGAUAUCAUAGCAGUCAUCCAAAAUGGCAGUGUAGUUGAACAAGGAACUCACAGUCAGCUACUGGCAUUGGAGGGAUUUUAUUAUGCACUUGUCAAUGCCCAAGUAUCCCAUUAGUUGUAUUUAUUAAACCAGAAACAGAAGUUUGCAGAAGUUAGCCCAAGAUGUGAUAUGAAAAACCACUAUUCACCAAGUCCAAAGCAGGUUUGGGUUUGGGUUUUCAAACAGCAAUCCAUUUUGCUACAUUGAAAGAUAAGUACUAAUAAUGUGUUGUAAGUGGAUCUCUUGUUCAAAAUUUAUACUUUUCAUUCUUAUUUCAAUUUUUUUUGGCACAACCCCUUUAGCACACCAAAAAUUAUUCAUUGAAUCCCAGUCAACGUGAAAAAUGACUGUUGCAUGUUCCGUUAUCAAGAAAUUCUCAGGUGCCUGCAAAUGCAAAGUUCAGAUAGUUGGGCUACUUAUGUGAAGAAGAAGAAAAAUACUUAUUUAUAUACUGCUGUGUUACAAUUUGUUUUUUAUAAUGAUGCUGAUGAUAAUUUAGGUAAGAGUAAUAAAAAUGUUACAAAGCUCCAUAAUGUUCAACUGCAUAAUGAAAUUCAAUGAGGUGAUAAAGCAUAUCUAAAAGUAAUCAGUUCAGUCCAACUAAAAAUAUCUUAUAUAAGAUAAGAUAUAAGUUAAUAUAAAUUUCCAAAAACAAUUAAAUCUAGAAAAUCAAAUUCCAGAAAUCCUGGAAGCAGAAAGUAAGUUAUUGACUCUAGCAGAUGUUCCAGUGGAACACAUAUCAAACUUUUAACUUCAAGAAAUAAUAUACAGAAAACAUCCUUAAAAGAUCUAAGAAAUACAUAAUCUCUUUUUCCUCUUUAUUCAAAAGGAAUGAACCAAGAAAUUUUAGAAAAAUCAUUUUUAAUUGGCUUUAUGAAAAACAAAUUGGUAUAAUUUUGCUACACAAUAGAAACACAAAUUAGUAUCAAAAUGAUAUAUCUGCUAAUAUAAUUUUGUAAUCAUUGAGGAAUGCUUCAGAAUCUCACUAGCACAGUAGCUUUAUGUGUUUGUUUUGUAUUCCUAAGUACACAAUUGCUGUAAGUAUGACUUUCUCUUCCAUAUUAACUUUUCAGCUGCUAUUAGAAAUCAGGAGAAUAUCCAGUGCAGUUUUGUUAAAUUACAGUUUUUGAUUGUUGUCUUUAACUAAUUUAUUUUAUUUAGCAUUUGGCAAUGUAACAAUAUCUUGCAGACUACAAUGUUAGCACAAAAUAGUAGGUUUUGGCUGCCUGAGACUGCUAACCCAUUUUGUUCAUGCUUGCACACUGUCCAUAGUGCAUCACAGAGGAUGAGGUAGAUUCACACCAGAAAGAAAGAUGCACAGCAUCCAGCAGCCGGAUCCAGGCCCUUCUUCCUCCACCAAAGUCAUCUUACAAAAAAGUGCUGCAUCUGUUGCAUCUCGGAAGGUCCAUAAUCAGCAGAGUUCUGACCAUCCACACGAAGCACCGGGUUUAUUUCCCUCUGACGUGGUACCUAUUUAUCUUCUUGCAAAUAUGCUUUCAAACUGCUAGAUUGGCCAAAGCUGAGGAGUGUAACAGGAGCUCACCUCGCCAUGCAGACUCAAAUCACCAGAGCAGAGACCAUUUCCGGUAUCAUUAAGACACUGAGCCACAGCUCCUUCUGUUAAUAAUUUGACUAAUUAGGUUAUUCCACAAACAUUUUGCAAAUUAGUAUUCUGUUAAACAAUACACAUUGUAGGUUUGUAGUAUCACAACAGAAAAGAAUAUUUGUAGCUCAGGAUUGAACUGUGCUCUUUGAGCUUGGUUGUUUUCUUGCAAAUGUUUUAUUAUCAAACUACAUAACAUUGUCAGUGCUAAUGGGAAGUGGGAUUUACUCUCAUUUUAUACAGCAUUUAGACUUAUAUACUGCUUCAUAGUGCUUUUACAGCCCUCUCUAAGUGGUUUACAGUCUC